AUGGGGGCUAAGAAGAAAAAAUCUAGACCGCGAAAGUCACUCAUGAGAAAGCAUCGAAGAGCAAGCUUUCAAGCAGAGUUGAGUGGGAAACCACAGAGUCCAGAGGCCGAGUCUCUACUACAAUCUGCACAGGAAGAGGCUCAACAACCUAGCAGUAAAAGCAACAGAUCUAACCGACGCACAGCGAGGCUGCCAUCAUCGCCCAAGCGCGAUGCAAGCGGUGACAACAAUGACAAGAACGAAGCUGAACCCCAACAGAACGAGCAGAGUCCACCCCCAACAGCUCGUCGCUCUACCUUCAUGUCAUGGCGCAGUCGGAACUCUACCACAACGAUAGUCGAGGAUGCACCUCCUGCCUCAUGCCCAUUGACCUGCCAGCCUUCAAGUUGCUUCAUCGGAUCACUCAACGGGACUAUAAGCGAGAUGCAUCUCCCACUGCUCACCAAGCACACAAAGGCCCGUAUGGAUGCACUAAGAGCUGCUCCCAAACAACAACAACUUGAAGUAACAAUUGAACACUCGGACGAGCUACCGUUUGGAGCCUAUGCACACCCACAAGUACGCGUUCAUAUCGUCGACCGAUGCACCGGAAGAGCUCUCUGUCCAUCACAAAUGACAAGUGAAGCCAAGUUCUGCCUGGACAACAACGCUAACUGUAUGUUACUAUUUGAGAUAUUGGAGGCGAAGGCUCCAACAAAAGGCGUUCGCUUUCGUCGAGGUAAACGCUUCGAAUCUGUGAGUACCCACGACGAAGACGACGAGUACCCGAAAGCUUUCAAUCCGAAACCUACACCAGACUAUCGACGUAUUGCUUGGGGCUUCUUCCACACAAUCACAAAUAGAGGAACUCCUACGAUGAACUCUUUCGUGCUACCGGAUGUACCAGAUGUCAAUGAGAAGAAGAAAAGGCAGUCGAUUGUUGAUAUUUGUGGAUUACGAGUACGAUUAUUUGAGUACCAAGUCAUGACAUGGAUGGACAAAUAUCAAGCGAAAUUGCAGUGGGGGUGGAGGAAAAACCACCCUACUGUACCAGCAGUUUUUCUCCAGUAUCAGAAACGUUCACGUGUCCCCGCACCGAGUACACUACACGUACAACUACGCGCCACGAACCCGCCAGCCUCUCCACGACAAGCGGAGACAACUAACGAGAGUACUGUCGAUAAUCGCUACCGGGAAUUGAACGAUACGACGGAACAUGAAGCUGGAGAUAACCAAGAACCUCCAACGGAAGUCUCUACACUACCCGUUGAAGAUACCACAAGUAAAAUCACUCCUCCCGAAGCCUCAUCAAGCGACUUCUUCGAUUUAAUGGCGCCUUGCAAGAGAAACACUUCAGAACCGUGUUUAAUUCCUUUACGAUAUCGACUACUCUCGGCAUCAUCGGAUGGCACUGUUCGUCUUUGGGAGCUUCCUUCCAAGAAUGCGGCGAGUUCUCCUGAUUCCCCAACAUCUUAUCGCACUCAUCUGCUCUCGUCAGUAUUCCAGUGGCAUCACUUCCCUUGCUUCGUAUACUGUGCUAUAUUUCUUCCUGGUAGCAAUGGAGAGAUUGUACUCACCGGUGCUUCUGAUGGCUGUAUGCGUUUCCGGAAAGAGUCAUCAAUACCAAGUGGCCAACCUGAGUACGGAAUGCUUCAGGUGAGCUCUUCUGCUGUGCACACUAUUUGUGUGGAAGCCAAGACUGGACGGAUUUUUUGUGGCGAUGCGAAGGGUGAUAUCACUGUUUGGAAUCGUACAGCAACCGCUCCGACACUUCACGGCUAUGAGCGAAUCAAGACGAUCCAAACUGGACAAGCUAGUAUCUCUUCGCUUCAGCUACACCCUCGAAAGGCUCAUCUGCUGGUUCAUACACAGCCCAACGCCAUUUUUCAGUACGAAUUGCGCUCAUACCUUCUGUUAAACAAAAGCUAUGCCGGUAUGGCUUGCGAGUCUUUGUUGGUGAAAAGCUCAUUUAGUCCUGACGGCAAGCUGGUUAUUAGUGGAUCGGAAGAUGGCGUUCCUAGGUUAUUCACUAGUGUUCAUGGUCAGCAACUACAGCGUGGCGUUUGGGGUACACAUUUCUUUCAUGGUUGCCCCGUACUGGAUGUAAGCUGGUCACCUACGGCGCACAUGGCAGCACUCUGCUCUUACGGAGGGAACAAUCCGAUUGUGGUGCUUUGCUCGUACCGAGGCGACGAAGACGCUGUAUACAUCGAUGAAUCUGCAUCAAACAUUACGAUGAAUACUACGACGAACCUUCAACUUGCUGUCGAUGCCUUCCGAGGAGCGAACCAGCUGGAGGCCUUCAGGGGUGACCAUGCCCAACGUCUCCAGCGAGCAUUGGAACGACGCCAAAAGCGUCUGCAAGCAAAGUUAUCGCUGGAAGCAGACCUUAGUAAGGACCAGGCUAGCAACAACCUGGCUUCAUCCAUCGCAGUGUAG
Molecule: messenger RNA, 2418 nt
Organism: Phytophthora nicotianae INRA-310
Lineage: Eukaryota; Oomycota; Peronosporomycetes; Peronosporales; Peronosporaceae
Exons: 5
Coding region: 1-2418 (805 amino acids)
Biological process (GO): motile cilium assembly
Cellular component (GO): ciliary basal body
Molecular function (GO): protein binding
Source: RefSeq, a predicted model, not a curated record